Molecule: messenger RNA, 3196 nt
Organism: Raphanus sativus (radish)
Lineage: Eukaryota; Viridiplantae; Streptophyta; Magnoliopsida; Brassicales; Brassicaceae
Product: transportin-1
Exons: 29
Coding region: 134-2830 (898 amino acids)
Biological process (GO): protein import into nucleus
Cellular component (GO): nucleus; cytoplasm
Molecular function (GO): nuclear import signal receptor activity; small GTPase binding
Source: RefSeq, a predicted model, not a curated record
AGGGAGGGGUCUUUUGCGCUGGAGUCUCCCUCCUGCCUUUUCAAAGCUUUGCUGUGCUUUUCUGUCCAAACGAAUCAUAUUCCUUGCCUGCCCCUUCUUUUUCUUUUUUUUUCUUUUUGCCACAGCCCCAAUCAUGGCGGCGACGACUGUGUGGCAGCCCCGAGAAGAUGGCCUCGCUGAGAUCUUCACUCUCCUCGAACAACAGAUUUCUCCUUCCUCCGUUGCUGACAAGUCUCAGAUUUGGAAGCAGCUCGAGCACUUCUCUCAGUUCCCUGAUUUCAAUAACUAUCUCGUCUUCAUCCUCGUCCGCGCUGAGGGUAAGUCCAUAGGGCUUCGUCAAGCUGCUGGAUUGCUGCUGAAAAACAAUUUGAAGCGUGUAUGGAUAUCUAUGGUUCAAGAAAACCAAAAAUACAUCAAAUCGGAGCUGCUGCCUUGUCUAGGAGCUGUGGACAGACAUAUUAGGACAACUGUUGGAACCAUCAUCAGUGAAAUUGUUAAUGUAGAGGGGGUUGCUGGAUGGCUCGAGCUUUUGCCAGCUCUUGUCAGUUGUUUAGACAGUAAUGAUCUGAAUCACAUGGAUGGUGCAAUGGAUGCAUUGUCAAAGAUUUGUGAGGAUAUCCCUCAAGUAUUGGAUUCAGAAGUGCCUGGUUUAGCACAACGCCCUAUCAACAUUUUCUUGCCUAGGCUAUAUCAGUUUUUCCAGUCUCCCCAUGCUUCACUGAGGAAGCUUGCCUUGGGUUGUGUGAACCAAUAUGUCAUCAUAAUGCCUGCUGCUUUGUAUAAUUCUAUGGAUAAGUACCUUCAGGGGUUGUUUGUCCUUGCCAAUGAUCCUGUAGCAGAAGUCAGAAAAUUAGUCUGCGCAGCAUUUGUGCAUCUGACGGAAGUCCUCCCCUCGUCAAUAGAGCCACAUCUCAGGAAUGUAAUGGAAUACAUGCUACAAGUCAACAAAGACCCUGAUGAAGAAGUUGCUCUUGAAGCAUGUGAAUUCUGGUCUGCAUACUGUGAUGCGCAGCUACCGACAGAGAACUUAAAAGAGUUUCUGCCACGCCUUAUUCCAGUGUUGCUCUCAAACAUGGCUUAUGCCGAUAACGACGAGUCGCUUUUGGAGGCUGAGGAAGAUGAGUCUCAACCAGACAGAGAUCAGGAUUUGAAACCUCGUUUCCAUACAUCAAGACUUCAUGGAUCAGAGGAUUUUGAUGACGAUGAUGAUGACUCGUUCAACGUGUGGAAUUUAAGAAAGUGCAGUGCAGCAGCUAUUGACGUUCUCUCUAAUGUAUUUGGAGAUGAAAUCCUUCCAGCACUCAUGCCCCUUAUUCAGGCAAAAUUAUCAGCUUCUGGUGAUGAGGCCUGGAAAGAAAGAGAGGCUGCUGUUUUGACCCUCGGGGCUAUUGCUGAAGGCUGCUUUAAUGGUCUUUACCCUCUCUUGUCCGAGAUCGUAGCUUUUCUUCUUCCGCUUUUAGAUGAUAAAUUCCCUCUCAUAAGAAGCAUAUCUUGCUGGACGCUUUCUCGAUUUGGAAAGUAUCUCAUCCAGGAAAUUGGCAAUCCAAAGGGUUACGAGCAGUUUGAGAAAGUUCUUAUGGGUCUUCUCCGCAGACUCUUGGAUUCGAACAAGCGGGUCCAGGAGGCUGCAUGUUCAGCUUUUGCAACUGUUGAAGAGGAUGCUGCUGAAGAGUUAGUCCCACACAUGCAAGUAAUACUGCAGCAUCUAAUGUGCGCCUUUGGAAAGUAUCAGAGGAGGAACUUAAGAAUUGUCUAUGAUGCUAUUGGAACACUGGCAGAUUCGGUUAGAGAAGAUUUGAACAAGGCCUACUCUAUAUUCUUCCUUAUGCAGCCGGCUUAUCUUGAGAUCCUGAUGCCUCCACUGGUCGCAAAGUGGCAACAACUUUCAAACUCAGACAAAGAUCUAUUUCCAUUGCUGGAAUGCUUCACAUCUAUUUCUCAGGCUUUAGGUGUGGGAUUCGCUCCAUUUGCUCAGCCUAUUUUCCAGAGAUGCAUGGAUAUCAUCCAACUACAACACCUCGCUAAGGUUGAUCCUGCUUCUGCUGGGGCCCAGUACGACAGAGAAUUCAUUGUUUGUUCUCUUGAUUUGCUUUCUGGGCUUACUGAAGGGCUUGGUAGUGGGAUAGAGUCUCUGGUUUCACCAAGUAAUCUCAGGGAUCUGCUUCUCAAAUGUUGCAUGGAUGAGGCUUCUGAUGUCAGACAAAGUGCUUUUGCUCUUAUGGGUGAUCUUGCAAGAGUAUUCCCAGCUUACCUACAACCCCGCAUGGUUGAGUUCCUUGAAAUUGCAAGUCAGCAACUGAGCGCAAACCUCAUUAGAGAAAACCUUUCUGUCGCCAAUAAUGCUUGUUGGGCCAUUGGAGAAUUAGCGGUCAAGGUUCGUCAAGAAGUCUCACCGAUUGUGACCAACGUUGUCUCUUCCCUAGGCCUAAUUCUUCAGCAUGGAGAGGCUGUCAAUAAGUCACUAGUCGAAAACAGUGCAAUUACCCUCGGGAGACUAGCAUGGAUUCGUCCAGACCUCGUCGCACCUCACAUGGAGCACUUCAUGAAGCCAUGGUGCUUGGCAUUGUCAACGGUACGUGAUGACAUUGAGAAAGAAGAUGCAUUUAGAGGGUUAUGUGCAGUGGUUAAAGUGAAUCCAUCAGGAGGUGUCAGCUCACUUGUUUUCAUAUGCAUAGCCAUUGCAAGCUGGCAUGAAAUAAGAAGCGAGGACGUCAAAAACGAAGUCUCCCAAGUGCUGAACGGCUAUAAACAGUUGCUGGGAAACUCAUGGGCGGAAUGUUUGUCUGCUUUGGAACCUCCUGUUAAAGAAAGGCUUGCGAGAUACGUUUGAUUAUACACCGGUUUGUCUCAAAUCAGAGAGAUGUGAUCUAUCUUGUUCGUUGCAAACAAAAAGAUUUCACAGAGCUUGAGACACCAUUUUUUUUACAAGAUUUAAUGAAGGGAAAAAGAGUCCCAAGAAAAAGAGAAAAACAGUACAGUCUGUGUAUGUGUGGGGGCUCUUCAGAUAAUUUCUACGUCUGUCUUUUUUCUUUUCUUUUUAUUUACCCUCUUCGAAAACGCGCUCAAGGCGGCCGAUUCCGCGGCGGGGAAACGCUUGGCGGCCUCUUACCGUCCCGAUUUUGGUCUGUGCGGGACAAAACUCGGAUCUAUAAGAAAAAUUAUUAGUUCUUUCAUUUUAAUGUAAAUUUCAGUGUUA